GGUUGGUCUGUAAUGCACGUUGUGUAUGUGAGUUGCAAGGUGCACAUCUGCUGUAAAUUAGUUGUGUGAAACGUUUUACCAUGGGUUGGAAAACGUUCGUAGCUAUUGGAAUAGCUGCUUAUCUGAUCUAUCACAGCAUCGAUCAGUUUGAUCCAGCUAGCGUCAAAGACAAAAGGGUUGUGAUCACAGGGGCUAGUACCGGCAUCGGAGAAGAGAUUGCAUAUCACUACGCUCGGUUCGGUGCUCGGAUCCUCAUCACUGCCAGAAGAGAGUCAGUUCUCAAAGAAGUUGUGGCAAAAUGCAAAGAGCUUGGAGCCAAGGAGGUGUUCUAUAUCCCGUUGGAUAUGGCCAAGGAAGAGGCUCCUAAGAUUCUGAUCGAUGAGGCAGAGAAGAAGUUUCGAGGACUAGAUCAUCUUAUCUUGAAUCACAUCAUUAGUAGUUACCCGAAAUUCUGGGACGGAGAAUUCGACUCUGUAAUGAAGAAGACGAUGGAAGUCAAUUUCUUCGCCUACAUCAGACUAGCGACACACGCCACGCCCAUGCUAAGGGAAAGCAAAGGUCAUAUCGGUGUGGUUUCGUCUGGAGCAGGAAAGAUAGGUCUGCCUUUCGUAGCAAUCUACAGCGCCUCGAAGUUUGCUCUCCAUGGUUUCUUCGACGCUCUUCGGCAAGAAUACAAAAUGCAGAAUUUUGGAAUAUCAAUCUCGACUUUUGUUCUCGGCGGCAUCAACACCACCAAUGUUGCCAAGGAUACCACCAAAAUUUUCCUGGAGCAGACUUUCUACACUACCCCAUCUGACACAGCUCUACGUAUCAUCAAAGGAACAACAAACCGUGAACGGGAGGUCUAUUACCCAUACUUCCCAAUCACAAAGAUGAGAGACUUUGCUCCUGAACUGAUGGAAAGAAUUGUGCAGUCACAGACCCUGAAUCACGAUACUAUCAAGAAACUCCUGACAGCCUAGGAAGAAUGCUAAAAAUGGUCAAAGACUAAUCCUCAAUUUCAGCCACUAUAGAAUAUAUAACCCAUCGUCUUUGAAAUAAUUCAAAUUUGUUGAAUAUUACUAUGUUUCAUGUGGACAUGCAGUUUAGGGUACCAACGCACUCCUUACAUACGUACACAAUAACUGCUAAUAGAGGCCUAUUUUCAAAAACUCGAGGCAACAAAAUCUUUACCGAUGAUUUCGCAGUGCAAGUGGUUUUUGAUGCGGCUACAAAGCAACCCCCAGGAAAUUCGCUUCAGUCUUUCGUCUAAUUCAUUGAAGAAUUCAAUCAACUGCCGGUGUAAAUUUGCAAAGGUUGUUGGAAUUUAGUCAGACGUUGGUGUGCUGAUUAUGGCAAAUUUUAAAUCAUUCAUUUUAAAUGUCUUUUAAUCAAAAUCCUGUGUCAAUUAAACAGCUAAUUAAAAGCAAUAUCAAUGCUAGGAGAAUAAAACACAAACUCUUCAUGUGACAGACUUGGGAACAACAAAAAUUUUACACUAAAAUUGUGUAGUUUUAUUGCAAUAAAUAGGGGUAUACUGCUUAGAA
Messenger RNA from Acanthaster planci (crown-of-thorns starfish), 1526 nucleotides. Its product is annotated as hydroxysteroid 11-beta-dehydrogenase 1-like protein. The record is from RefSeq and is a predicted model, not a curated record. Lineage: Eukaryota; Metazoa; Echinodermata; Asteroidea; Valvatida; Acanthasteridae. Gene Ontology annotation, molecular function: oxidoreductase activity.